Molecule: messenger RNA, 1706 nt
Organism: Ceratosolen solmsi marchali
Lineage: Eukaryota; Metazoa; Arthropoda; Insecta; Hymenoptera; Agaonidae
Gene: Nasp
Product: Nuclear autoantigenic sperm protein
Exons: 5
Coding region: 249-1547 (432 amino acids)
Biological process (GO): DNA replication-dependent chromatin assembly; CENP-A containing chromatin assembly
Cellular component (GO): nucleoplasm
Molecular function (GO): histone binding
Source: RefSeq, a predicted model, not a curated record
UUUCAUGUAUCAUACGCACUACCUAACAUAUUUAUAAAAGCUUGAUUCUUGAUUCUUUAAUUGAAAUUUGUAAGUUCAGUUCCAAGUUAGUGCACAACAUAGUACUCAGUUUAUGAAUACAAACGCUGUAUCUUAAUUUUCAAAAUCUUGGUUUAUUAUUAUAAAGACGUAAACAGUGGCUACUGCAUCUUAAUCGUGUAGCACGGUACGUUACUGUGUGAAAGCCGUAUAGCUAAGGAUUUUCACUCAUGGCGGAUAUCUCAGAAAUGACAACCUACAAUGAUCCAGCACAAGCGAUAUCCCAAGGGAAAAGACACCUUCUAGUACGAGACUACAGUAUGGCUGUGACAGCUUUGGCUCAAGGCUGUGGUAUGCUUGCAGUUCAACAUGGUGAGAUAUCUGAUGAACUUGGUGAGCCCUACCUUUUUUAUGGACGUUCACUCCUUUGUCUAUCACGUGAGGAAGCUGGAGUCUUAGGAGCAGGGGUGCCUGGUACUGAUGAUACUGAAGAGGAAGAAGGUGAAGAAGAAGGCGAAGAAGAUGAGUCUAGCGAAAAGGACAAAGAAGACAAUGAAGAACAAAAACUCACUGAAGGAACUACCUCAAAGUUGAACUCUGAUGAGAAGCACGAAAAUCGCACAGUUGAGCAGAUGCCAAGCUCUUCUUCAGCAGUUACAUUGAAUAAUAUUGCAGAAUCAUCAUCGUCGUUAUCCAAUUCCAAGAAUUAUAUUGCAGGCUCCAGUAAAAUAUUAAAUGGUAAAGCUUCAACAUCAACUCAUAAUGGAGACUCACUCGAGAACGGUGAUGAUGAUGCAGAUGAAGAUGAGAAUGAUGAGGAUGAUGAUUCAAGCAGUAACUUACAGCUUGCUUGGGAAGUACUAGAACUGGCUAAAAUAAUAUUACUUAAGCGGGGACCAUCUGGAUGGAAGCACUUAGCAGAAGCUCAUAGACUUCUAGGUGAAGUGGCAAUGGAAAGUGGAAAUCAACCUGGAGCUUUAGCAGACUUAUAUGCUUGUCUUGAUUUGCUUCAUCGAAUUGAAUCAGUAGAUCCAAGAAGUAUGGCAGAAACACAUUAUCAAUUAGGUCUUGCAUACUCCCUGGGUAAUGAAUUCGACGCGAGUAUUGAGCAGUUCAAGAAAGCAACAAGCUUACUAGAGUCUCGUAUCCAAGAUUUAGAGAUGAUGACGGAUUCCCCGAAGUCCGACGAUCCAUUUUAUACGAUCGAGGGUGAAAUCAAAGAACUGAAAGAGCUUCUUCCAGAAAUCCAAGAUAAGAUUACGGAUAUGCGUGAUUUCAAACAACAGGCGUGCAAACUGUUGAUUCAGGGUAUAAAGAACCAAGUAGCUAGUGGUAGCUGUUCAAACGGUGCUGGACCCAGUGGCGAGUGCGGUCCAUCCUCAUCAUCAUCGACGAGCACUUCGGCUGUAUCUCGAGAAGUUAAGCCCGCAAGUGACAUCUCACAUCUUGUGCGUAAAAAAAGAAAAACCGAGGACGAGGAGGCAGAUGUCACGCUUUGUAAAAAGCCCACUCCCGAGAAAUCUGCGUAAAGGAGACUCAAUAUAUCAAAAAACUAUUCUUAUCGUUUUCCUUUGUUUUGAUCGAUCAUUAAGCCUUUCUACGAUUUUAUGUGGAAUGCUUUUUAAAUUUGUAUUGAUUUUCAAACUGAUUGGUGAAUGCAUAACAUAGAAUUAGAACAAUUUCUUAAA